GCUCACAGAUACGACUGUUAUGCUAUGUGAUGAGCUAGUUAGAUAACGCUAGCGAACUUAGUUUUUCUUCAACAGAGAAACUUAUAAAAUGUCUAUGGUGCAUAGCUAAUUUAUCUAUGUAUUUUGUGAAUAUACUGUAGAGUUCUGUCUGAGCCUUGUGAAUUUAAUAGGUAUGGUCGACAUCCUUAGUGUGGUUUUUAAGCGGUUUGCUUCACAGCUGCACGUAUCAACUAAUGUAGCGUUAAAGGUGUCUCCUACUGAGAGCAGCAUUUUGGUCGUUGGAGAUGAAAACAUCAACAGAUCGCUGUUGUUCCUGACAGCUGUAACAGCAGCUUCAGAAUUAGGAAGCAGAGUGAUGUUUUUCACUCAAAAUCAAAUCCAGAGCCUUCCAUGCAAUCUUCAGGGCUCAAGUGGUCUGAAUCUGAAGCCUGAAAGUUUAAAGAAAAUCCGGUUUGUGUACCCCAAGACUUUGGAGCAACUGCUGGAGGAUGUAGCCUCCCUUCACGAGCUGGUCAGACAGGCUGCCGCCAUCCCUUCCUUGGUCAUUGUGAACGGUUUGGACCGGUAUUUGUGCAGCCCCGAGUUGCAGGGCAGACCUCAGCAGGAGGCUCAGAGCAUGGCAGCUCAUGUGAUGGCCCUCCUGCAUGACACAGCUGCUUUCCUCACCCAGAACCUGGAGGCCCGAGUGGAGAGCCAGGCCCCGUGUCGGGUCAUCGUCUCUGUUCAGCCCGGUAUUGAAGGCAGAGGUGGGGGUGAUGUGUUGGGCCCAGAUCCCUUCCUUUCGGUCCUGGGACGCUAUCUGCAGGUGAGGUGCACCUCAGAGAAAGAGUGGAGGGGUGAGGGGCAGAAUGAGUGGCUGCUGUGUCUGUCAGGUCAAGGACUGCAGGUUGAUGGGGAUGCUAUUGAAAAGGAAGGGCUGGCAUUGAAAUGGCAUGUAGCAAUGCAGCCAAGUGGAGUGCUGGAGUUCUGGCCAGAUGUUGCAACCAAAGAGAAGACACUACAGGAACAAGCCUCUCUGGAAGCAAAAGAUGACUAACCACAAAGGGUUUUUUUUCCUUCUUCUGUAUUUUAAAAUGCUUAAAGUGUCAAGAAUAUUUUCAUUUGCUUUGUGUGAGUAGUUUGUUUGUACUGUCUAAACUCCUCAGGUUAAGAAAUAAAACCUCUGUUCUUGUUUAUGAAGGAGUCUCUAAAUAAAUGAUUGUUUUCAAUAAACAGUGUAAUAAAAUCCAACUCCAUGCCCCUUGCAUCUACAUGGAAUAAUAAAGCAUAUUGAGUUAAA
Messenger RNA from Electrophorus electricus (electric eel), 1279 nucleotides. It is a transcript of the gene swsap1, whose product is annotated as SWIM-type zinc finger 7 associated protein 1. Gene Ontology annotation, cellular component: Shu complex. Lineage: Eukaryota; Metazoa; Chordata; Actinopteri; Gymnotiformes; Gymnotidae. The record is from RefSeq and is a predicted model, not a curated record. Gene Ontology annotation, biological process: double-strand break repair via homologous recombination. Gene Ontology annotation, molecular function: single-stranded DNA binding.